UACUUAUCUAGGACCUACCCAGGCUGACAACUGGAGGAUCCGCUUCUUUAGAUAUUGCUUUUAACAAGGCCUAUUCCGUUGACAUAAAAUUACUACACAAUUUUAUUUUGAAAGUGAGAAAACAGGAAUAGUGAAAAACAGGAAUACUUUUUAAAAAGUGUUUGGAUAAACAAUUUUUUGACUGAACUCUGCGAAGACUCAGUUAUUAUAAAUCAGUGAUCAGAUGGAGACUUUACACAGUGCUGUGGGUUUAGACUGGAUCAAUGCCAGCAGUGUUUUAGUGUUUCUGUGUGUUUUUCUGCUGUUGGCUGAUCUUUGGAAGAACAGAGCCCCAAAAAACUUCCCUCCAGGUCCGUGGUCCCUGCCUGUGAUUGGAGACCUUCAUCGCAUCAUAUUCGGCAACCUUCAUCUGCAGCUCACUGAGUUUGCAAAGAGGUAUGGAAAAGUUUUCAGCCUUCGUCUGUUUGGUGGAAGGGUUGUGAUCGUUAAUGGUUACAAGCUGGUGAGAGAAGCCCUGGUUGAAAAUGGAGAGGACUACACUGAUCGGCCCACCUUGCCGGCAUAUGUUGGAAUAAUUAAGAGAACUGAAGGUCUUGUGAGGGCAAGUGGUUCCCCCUGGAGACACCAGAGGAGGUUUGCUCUUCACACUCUCAGGAACUUUGGUUUGGGUAAGAAGACUCUGGAGCUGUGCAUCCAGCAGGAGUGUCACUAUCUCACAGAGGCUCUAGCGCUUCACCAAGGAAAGCCUUUCAACGCCCAGUCAUUGAUAAACAAUGCUGUGUCCAACAUCAUCUGCUGCCUGGUGUUUGGGGAGCGAUAUGAAUACAGUGACAAGCAGUACCAGCGCAUUCUUCAUUGUUUUAAUGAGAUAGUUCACCUGCAGGGAAGUGUCGGGAUACAGAUCGCCAAUAUAUUUCCAAAGCUGAUGAAGUGGCUGCCUGGACCUCGCAAGACGGUCGUUGCUCUGCUACAGGAGAUAAUUGCCUUCAUAAAGACCAAGAUCAAUGAACACAACGAAACCCUGGACCCCUCCUCACCCAGACACUACAUUGAUUCCUUUCUCAUAGAAAUGAGAGAAAUGGGAGAGGAAGACAAUAAUUCCAGUUUCUAUUUAAACAACUUGUGCUUUUGCACACUGGACCUGUUUGGUGCUGGAACUGAAACUACUACCACUACUUUACACUGGGGACUGUUGUACAUGAUCCUCUACCCUCACAUACAAGAGCGAGUCCAGGCUGAGAUAGAUGCUGUGGUUGGUUCCUCCAGACAACCUUCUGUGUCUGACAGAGACAACAUGCCCUACACUAAUGCUGUCAUCCAUGAGAUCCAGAGACUGGGUAACAUCAUACCACUUAAUGUGCCUCGCAUGACGAGCAGAGACACUGUCCUUGACAGGUUCACAAUCCCAAAGGGCACAAUAGUUCUGGCAACACUAAACUCUGUUCUUAAUGAUGAGUCCAUGUGGGAAACUCCACACUCCUUCAAUCCUCAACACUUUUUGGAACCUAAUGGUAAAUUCAGAAAAAGAGACGCCUUCAUUCCCUUCUCAGCGGGUAAGCGUGUGUGUCUCGGGGAACAACUGGCCAGGAUGGAGCUGUUCCUCUUCUUCACCUCCCUCCUUCAGAGGUUUUCCUUCUCACCAGGUCCUGGAGAACAGCCCAGUCUGGAGUUCAUCCUUGGAGCAACUCGCUGUCCCAAACCGUACCUCCUCUGUGCUGUACCACGAUGAACCAUCUCUGGGUCCCAACAAAUCACUGAUCUACUGGAGCAGGUGGUGGAGCUGCUCCACACCCUCCUCUAAAUUGGUCCCAGAAUGAUCUCAAGCAAUCAAAGUGAGUUGUUCUGUUCUGUACCACAAUAAACUGCCUUAGACUAAAUGAUUCAGCGGCUUCGGACGUUAUCACGCCAUAUAAUGGCCAUUAUCAGUGGUUAUCAGCCCAUACGUAUGGGCCGGUAGGUGCCCAUCUACCUGCUGGCAGCGGUGAAUAGGUGCAGUAGAUCGCUGUCAUUGAUCCGUAAGGUUGAUCAUGACCCGGAUGAUAGAACCAGCAGAGUCAGUAGGGGCGCAGUUGAGCGGUUGUUGUUCAGACUGGAGAAUCAAAGUUUUUGAUUUUGAUUUAUUAGCGAGCAUAACUUAGCAAAUAGCUAGCGGUAUUGUGUUAGCUAACUGUAACCUGAAGCCCCCACCCGUUAUCCAGCCCUAACCCUAACCACAAUAACCUCUAAAGCUGCUUAACAUAGCAACUUAGCUAGUUGCUAGCUGUUCGCGAGGAGGCAGAGCAGGCACCUACUGGCCCAUACAAAUGCGCUGAUAAGUUCUGAUCAGCCCAUUCGUUGGCUGAUAACAUCUGAAGCGGGUAAAUGAGUUCUGUUACCAUAUAAAUAAUUACCUGUGUGUCAUUGUCUUUAAUUUGGUGGACAAGAUAUCAUUAUUUAUUCGUUAUACUGUUGUUGACUCAUUUUUUUUGUCAUAAACAUAUUUUUGCUCAUCAACCUAUAUUUAACCCUCCAUUUCCUGUCUUUUAUUCCUGGAGAACGUCCUCAUCUUGUAAUAAUGUAAUAUAUAAUAAGUUAAAGCAAAGUUUUCAAAAAGGUUGUCUGACUGGUACCUUUUUUUACAAAUCAAUAAACUUAAAAAAAAGCAAUAAACGCAACCAGAUAAUCACAGUCUUGUCAGAAUGGAGGUGCAAGAAGGGAUUUAUGUCACAGAAUAGAUGUCCAGGUAGUGAGGUGUGCCCUUAUGAAUUACUCGCUUGGUGGCUCAAUGGGCCUGGAAUGUAAGCGAUCCCAGGUCAAGCCUUUGUUUCAGUCACAUGGUUUGUCCUGCCAUCUCCCCAGUCAACAUCGCUGCAGCCCACUGCUCCCAGUGGGAGACGGGUUGAAAUAAGGGGAACCCAUUUCCCCACCGAGAGAUCAAAAAAUGAAAUUAAUGGUUUGUUGAGUUUGUGUUUCCCUGUAUAUAAUUGUUCAUGCAAAGAAUUGGAUCCAGAUGAAGAAAUGCUUUGAUUUAUUGAAUCCAUUUUUUAAACAGUGGCAGAAAACUGAAAUAUUGUAAAUAUUGCUGAAAAUACAUGUAAACUAAAAUACAGUCAAACCUAUUGGAGGAUGAAACACAGCCACUAUUGAUACUACAGCUUUAGACCUCCUACAUCCACGCUGAUAAAGAACAACACAGACCUGGUACCAUUUUUAAGAUCUAAGGACUGAAAAUUGAAAGAAAUGAAGAUUUUUGUGGUGGAGUGUUAAACAGGUGCUAUGGACGGGUUGAAAUAAGGGGAACCCAUUUCCCCACUGAGAGAUCAAAAAAUGAAAUUAAUGGUUUGUUGAGUUUAAGUGUUUCCCUGUGUACAAUUGUUUAUGCAAAGAAUUGGAUCCAGAUGAAGAAAUGCUUUGAUUUAUUGAAUCCAUGACAUUUAUUUUUCAAUCUGUGGCAGAAAACUGAAAUAUUGUAAAUAUUGCUGAAAAGACAUGUAAAGAACAACACGGACCUGGUACAAUUUUUAAGAUCUAAGGACUGAUAGCAAAAUGAAGAUUUUUGUGGAGGAGUGUCAAACAGGUGCUAUGGUGAGUUCAUACUGGUCUUACUGGUUUCUAAUAGAUAGGAACAGAUGGUUUCUCUUUGGUCACCAAAGGUAGAAUUGAACGACAUCAGUUUUUACUGUAUCAAUUCAAUGAGAACGGCUUUACACAUUUGCUGGAAACUAGUUUUGUAAAACAGUUUAACACGAAAAUUAAAAACUGUUGUGGUGGAAAUUUUCCAUAAAGAAGUAGAUGAGAGAGAGUUGUCCUUUUGUGCGAUUUAUUGAAAUAAU
Messenger RNA from Betta splendens (Siamese fighting fish), 3812 nucleotides. Its product is annotated as cytochrome P450 2J4-like. Bases 224 to 1729 code for a protein of 501 amino acids. Gene Ontology annotation, biological process: xenobiotic metabolic process. Gene Ontology annotation, cellular component: cytoplasm; intracellular membrane-bounded organelle. The transcript has 9 exons. Lineage: Eukaryota; Metazoa; Chordata; Actinopteri; Anabantiformes; Osphronemidae. The record is from RefSeq and is a predicted model, not a curated record. Gene Ontology annotation, molecular function: heme binding; iron ion binding; oxidoreductase activity, acting on paired donors, with incorporation or reduction of molecular oxygen, reduced flavin or flavoprotein as one donor, and incorporation of one atom of oxygen.